Messenger RNA from Eruca vesicaria subsp. sativa (arugula), 426 nucleotides. Lineage: Eukaryota; Viridiplantae; Streptophyta; Magnoliopsida; Brassicales; Brassicaceae. The record is from the annotation of a GenBank genome assembly.
AUGUGGUUUCGUGCUGUAUCAUCUACCUACUUAAAUUCAUGUUUGAUUUGUUCCAUCACAACAAGCAACGACAGUUUCAGACAGCAUCAUAAAGGUAACAUUAACGUGAGGAAAACAAUAAGCAAAGAGAGUGGUGAGUCUGGUGACGGGACCAAAGAAACAGAGGAAGAAGCAAGAAGAGGAGACACCACCGGAGAAGAGUCAAGCAGAGGAUCAGGAGAGAAGGCAUCUGGAUUUGGUGGACUAAGGCUCGAGGGGAUUGUUGGCAUGGCAGAAGAUUCUGACGGAGAAGGAGACAUUUCGCUUGAGCCUGGAGUAGGGAACAAAGGAGAUAUAUCUGGAGACAUAGCCUCCGGAGGAGAAACUGAGAAACUCGAAGGAGCUUCAGGCAAAAACGAAGGUGCAGCUGAUAUGGUGGAGUGCUGA